AUGGUUAUUGUGACGGGGGACCGGUACCUCGACUCUCUGGUGAGGUUCGUGGAGAGGAACGCGGAGCCGCUGCUCGAAGGGGCUCUGACCUUGAAGCUCAACCCCGUGGGGCUCCAUUACGUCCAGUCUCGCCUCGAGGCCUUGGAGGAGCUCGAGAGGCUGCUCGCCGGUGCGCCCGUUGACUACCUGCGCGCCUAUGUCUCCGACCUCGGGGACCACCGGGCAUUGGAGCAGCUCCGGAGGAUCCUACGGCUGCUGACGUCGCUCAAGGUGAUCUCGGUGCUGGCUCCGCCGGCGAGGGACCCGACGCCGCUCUCUCUUCUGCCAUUUGGGCGGCUGAAGGUCCUGGAGCUCCGUGGUUGCGACCUCUCCUCAUCAACCGCGAGAGGGCUGCUAGAGCUCAGGCACACGUUGGAGAAGCUUAUUUGUCACAAUUCCACGGUUUGCUUUUCUUUCCAUAAUUCCCCCCUCCCCCACCGCUCUCAUUGUGUGCUUUCUGGUUUCUUUUUAAUACCCUCCUAUGAUUACACAGUUUUUUAUUCAUACUCGAAUAUAUAAGCAAUUUCCAGAUUUAUCUUGUUCGUCAUAUUCCAAUUCCUGAAGCUCUUUGUCCUUCCUUAGGUAUAAGGGUCUUAUUUUUUUGGGGAUUUGAAAUGUAGGUGCGUUUUUCUUCAUUCGUAUUGCUUUCUCUUGGUUUUAGCAAUUAACUGUCUCAAGGAAUUUGCAAUUUACUGUAAGAAGGACAGAUUUAUUCAUGCAGAAAGUGCAUGUUCGAAACCCAGACUGCUCUGCUUCUCAUGAAUGAUAAAAUUUAUCAUGUCGGCAUGUUUUUUGUAUCAUUCUCCUCGACUUCGCCUUUUUUUCGUUGUAUGUUCCCUCAAAGUUACAAAAAAUUAUUGUCCCCUUUCAAACGUAAGCCAUGUAACUCUUGCAAUCCUGUUUAUAUGAUUUUCAUUUUCUCCUCUUGCUUCAUGGGUGGUUUACAGGAUGCUCUAAGGCAUGUGUUUGCGAGUAGACUUGUGGACAUAAGGGACUCCCCAACAUGGAACCGAUUGUCAUUUGUUUCAUGUGCUUGUAAUGGAUUAGUCCUCAUGGACGAGUCAUUGCAGCUUCUUCCAGUUGUGGAAACCCUGGACCUGAGUCGGAAUCACUUUGCAAAGGUAGAUAACCUACGGAAGUGCACCAAAUUGUUUCACCUCGAUCUUGGGUUCAACCACCUGAGGACAGUAGCGUCAUUGAGUGAGGUAAGAUCUUUCAUGCAGCAGGUUUUUGUUGGAAGAACUAUGAUCAGAACUGUGUUGUCACUAGAAGCCAGGAUGCUUGCAUAUUUUUAAAUUUGAUUGUGUUUCUGUCUACUCGGAUCAAUUCAUCCAGUCUGAAGACAACUAUUUUACUGGGGAGAAUCCAAAAGAUUGAAGUUCAACAUUCUGAGUCUAAGAAAUAUGUUAGCAUAACCUAUGGUGUACUCUUUUGUGGCAUAAUUAGAAUUAUUUAGUCAAGGGUUAAAACUCGGAAACUCUUUAUUUAUUUACUCUUAAUUUCUCAUGUCUGAUGAUUUUUUUCUUCUCUUUCGUGUGCUAAAUAAACUUAAUAUCAGCUUAUUCUCCUAGACUGAUAUCAGAAUCAUGACUUGUGAUCCUCUUUUUUUUUUAGACGAAAGAUAGAUGUCUUUCAGUUAUUGGUGUCCCUGAAAGAGUCCAAAUUGAAUAACUUCGAAAAACUAGAACAGUAACCUAAAAACAUAUGCCGAAAAUGAUUUCUUGUUUCGUUCAUUUAUGCCUUGCAGAAAUUGAUUUUAAAUUCAGGGUUUGCAUGCUGACGUGCAAAAUUUGGGGACAACGCAGUGUGGGAUGAAGCAUUUGGUCAAGUUGCUGCAGAAAAAUUAGUGAAUCAUGAAAAAAAAAAGACAGCUGCCCGGGAAUUCCAUAGUGCAUGAAAUUCUAUGUUGAUCCUUUUGGAAUUCUGUUAUGUUAAUUAAGGUUAUCCCUCUAGGUUAGAAAUGUAAUCACGAAAUGCUCUGUACAAUUGUCAUCUAUAGAUAUCAGUGGAUGACAGCAUGCUGUGUUGGGACUUGGCAACCCCAGACCAUGCUCGCAUACACGUCUGAAUUGCAAGCGUGCAAUAUGCUGGCAAAAUCAUUUGUUCUCAGGCACCAAAGUUAUUACCCAGAUUUCCCUGUCUUUCAAUCAUUUUCGUUGAAGACUGAAGAUUCAGGCUUUAUGAGGAGGAUUAAUGAACAUUCCGAAUUACAUGGGGGGGGAGGUCGUUGGGCGGGAGGGUGAGAAACUAUGGCGAGUUUCGGAAAUAUGCGUUCAUGUAUGGUGGCCAGAAACCUUGAUGAUCUUAAAUUAUUUUUAAAAAAUCCUACUUACAAUCCACACCACGAAUUGUUUCUCCAAUGGAAUCCUCACCAUGGAAAACAUAGUGCUUCCUCAUCAAUAAGUGUGCUCCUUAUUGUCUUGAUCGUUGUCUUCACCAUCAUGCAGUAAAACUAAAUGCUGAGUAGCUUGCAUUUGGGCCAAAUUGGUCUUAUGCUGACUAUUUCUGUCUAGAAUUGACGGUAAUCAUCCAUCUAUAAAGUGAAAUUUUAUGGUAGACACAAGUGUGAUGCAUUGAAACUCUAGGUUGGAUUAAUGAGUCUUCCUUGGGCAAAAAUAAAAGCCUCGAGUGCGAGAUGUAGGUUAGAGCUUACAAAGUUAAAGGUCUUAGAGAUGUAAACAAAGGAAAAGGUUAGCUGUAGGAACAUCGCUACAUCGCUUUUUUACUAUAUUUGGAAUUGCAUGAGUUCGCAAUUUGAAAAAUUUCGUGAAAAGUCUGGUUUUCUGCUGACCAACAUUAUGAAGGCGUCAUUAAGCACGCACUUGAUUCUCACAGUCUGAGUGAUUUUGGAAUGCCAAACAAUCAUCUAUUAUUAUGUUGAAAGAUCAUGCACUACAUUUUUCGUGUGAUUGUGAAGAAAGCUUUUUUUUCUCCUAUUAUGGUUAAUGAGCUGUAAGUAAAUUACAACCCCUUGUAAUCUGUUUUUCUUCUCAGGUUCUUUGUCCAAUCGUCAAACUGGUGUUGCGGAACAAUGCCCUCACAACAUUGCGUGGUAUUGAAAAUUUGAAAUCUGUUGAAGGGCUAGAUCUAUCAUAUAAUAUACUUUCCAACUUUUCUGAGCUAGAGAUCCUUGCUAGCCUUCCAUUGCUUCAUAGUGUGUGGUUGGAGGGAAAUCCAAUUUGUUGUGCACGAUGGUAUCGUGCACAUUAUUUUAGCUUAUUUUCCUGCCCUGAAAAAGUAAGUUAAUCAUGUUAUUUUUUGUAUGACUUAUUUUUUAUUUGUCUCGUGGCAAAUAAUGUCAUAUUGCACAAUUUUUUCUAUAUUGAAAAUUCUCUUUGAGAAAUUUCUCUUGAUUACUUUCAAGAAAAAACUUUUGGUCAUGUCCUACAUCUGUGUUAGGUCAAGCUAGACGAGAAAGGAAUCAGUAGAAGGGAAUAUUGGGAGAGACAUGUUAUUAUUGCAGGCAGGCGUAAACGACCUGCUGGAUAUGGGUUUUAUUUCCCUGCCAAAGAGAAUGCUGGUGGCAGGGACAGAGUCAAUGCAAAAAAAGUAUGCCCUUUUCUGUGUCAUGUUUCUAUCAAUCUGGUUCACUGAAAUUGUGUGCUGCUUCUAAGAUCUAUAUUGCCAAUCCUGCAAUUGUUCCAUAGUAAAUUAAUGCCAAUGGUGUGUAGGUGGAAGUCUAACUUAUUGAAAUACAUGUUUUCUUUUUAGAAAAAGGUUUCUCGUCUGGCAUCCAUUCGGGAUGAGAAGCAAAUGAGAUAUUUUUGUGGAGAAGACGCUGACCAGGAGUCAGCAUCUUGUGAUACUGAUAACCUGAAGGAUGAAAAUGUCAUCAUUGAUGAUGAAUCAGAAAUAAAAGGCCUGAUGAAUAGAGUAGAAUUCAUGAAGAAAGAGCAGGCUGUUCUUUGGUUGCGGGACUUUAGAGAGUGGAUGGACCAGACAGUUGAUGGUACAGCAAAUCUUGGGAAGUUCAGUGAUUCAAACAUGUGUUUUGAUAUGGGGAGAGACACAAAACAAACAAAAUGCGAGAAGCAUCUUGGGAAACGUCCACUGCAUUUGAUGGACAUAUUACAAACUUCAAAAGGUGAGGGUAGCAUAACCAUCUUAGAGACUGACGUUCCAUCUACUGUGGGACAGAAACUAGUUGAUUUUCAUGAAAGAGAUAGUUUGAAACAGUCAGUUGGGAGUAGAAUUGGGUUUAGAACGGGUAAAACAGAUCCAGGAAAUGUUCAGUUGGAGGCUUGUUAUGAAGAAGUUCCGGAUUCUGUUUGUGUUGAGAAAAACAGUCCCUCUUUCACCAACUUAACCAUCGAGGUAAAUGAAGAUACGGAAAGGCAUAACAACUUGGUCUCUUUAACUUCCAUUGAGGAGAUUAUUUUUUCCCGUCAGUCUUCUCUUUGUCCAGUGUCACCUCCUCAUUACCAAGAGGAUAUCCUACAUCGUCGUCAAAACUUGGAGGAAGAAUUUUUGCAACUAUCUGCUGAAACGUUUUCUGUGACAUCAUCAGACAGUGAUACGAGCUCCAGUGAUGGUGAUUCUUGGGAAUUCUGUGAUUCAUGUUUAGAACACAGCCAGUUAUUCAACAAAGAAUCCAUGAAGAGGAUCAUCAGUGACAACGUAUCAGAUUUUCAGUUAAACGAGAAUUCUUCUGAUGUAGUACAAGAAGGGGUCAGACUAUCAUACAAUGCUCCUGUUGAAACAGAUGCCAGCAGUCAGCGGCCUUUGAUGUCAAAUCAUGGCAAACCAUUUCUUAUACACGAUUUGGACGACUCUUCAACUGCAGAGAUUAUUAAUCAGGGUUUUGGGGACAGAAGAAAAGGCAAAUGGAAGGCUAAGAGAAUGGUAGCUGUGAUCUCCCAAGGGAAUUCUUUAGCAGCCAACAAAGACCCAGCACUCAAAAGGUUAGAUGGUCUGGAUGCCCAUAGUUUUGAUCUCCCCAGCAACAAUGAGAGUCAUCUUGACAGAUUACAAGAUAGAGAACAAAUGAAACUGAUCCAGGAUGCUGAUAUGAGGAAUCCACUUCUGAAUUGUUUCCAAAGGGCAUAUCUGAAAGCAAAACCGAGUUCUCUUCAUGAUCGUAAGGCACCAAUAGAAAAAUAUUUUGUAAUGAAUCUGGCAGAAUCUGGAGUUUCGGACUCUUGUCAAGAGUUUAUAUGUUGUGACUGGAUAUCAGAAGAAGAACCAAACUAUCAGGAAAGGUGAGCUCUGUUUCAUGAAAUGGUUUUCGUCUGUCUUUUCUUUUUCAUCAUCUGAUCAUGUGGUGUGAGGGUGCCACUUCAUCCUAGGAAUGAUUCUGGAAUAUUCUGUUUGACCCUCCCCACUAAUUUUCACAAAUGCGUUAGUUCUUUCCUUUAAACAAAAACUGACCCAUAGUUACUUGUUGUGUGAAUAUACAUAAAUAAAAUUUAUGACUCUUGUGGAAUUCUGCUGCGUCGGCGUAUGCCAUUUACUUGUCAUAACGUUUGGUAGAAUGAAGUCGUGACUUUUGUUUAUCUUGGUAACAUUUCCUUGUGGCUAUGCUGAGAUUUGCCCUUUUUUAAGAGAUAUUCGUGUAAUUCAAUUAAUAGUGCAGCCAACAUUUGGUCAUACUGCUCUCUAAUAGAGCAUGCACAAUUAAUUGUGGGGCAUGAGGGAAUUCAUAAGAAUUUAAAUUGGCUUGGAGGAGCUCAAUGAGUUCUAAAACAUUUCCUUGUUGAAGCUCAAUGAGCUCAAUGAGCUCAUGAUAAGACUGACUAGUUGGGGGAUUAAGGUUGAGUUUAGAGCUUGACCAGCUGAGUUUUAUGCUAAAAUUCUACCGGUUCCUUGAGUUUGCACAUGUGGCUGUGAGAAGUGGCAAGGUUUAUCUGACUGUUUGGUUGAUUUUUUGAGAGUUUUCUUGGGCUUAUUAUAACCACUUCUUUCACUUAUUUUCAUUAAAAUUCUGCUUGAUACAUCUUAGUGUUCUUUCUCGUUAUUAUUCAAUUAAGGCAAGCCUGGUUUGAUUGACGGCUCGUAUUUGUUUGGUUAGAAUUCUCAUUGUCUUUUUUGUUGAAGGCUGGAUACUUUUACUCUAAUGCUUGACUGAACUGACUUGCAGAGGGCUUAGUUGUUAAACCAAUCAAUCACUUGUAAUUUCUUAUCUCAGAAUUAUUACAGGUAUUCUCAUUUUUUUCAGGGAAGUAGUUGUACUUCUGAGCACUAAACAAAAGGUGUAUGUACUACUCAUUGAUGAGACAUGUGAAGGACCAGGUUUGGUUCACAUAUAUUGAUGCUUGAUGAUGCUACCAUUCUGUUUUAUCAGGUUUUUCACGAAAUAUUUUGUUUAUAAUUUCUGUAUCUAAUGGCGUUUGGUUGCAGGAUUGAUUUCUAAGGUUCUUGGAUGCUAUAGACGAGAGGAAAUUAAAGAAGUCGUGAUUGGAUUGGAAUUACAAGCUUUGAGGUCUGUCCAGAAAAUGAAAUUUCUUUUGACCAGUUACUGUGAAUUCACUUACAUGGUCGUUUGUAAUGUCAUUUAUUAGGGUUCGGAUUGAAGGUGAUGUGUCACACAUUUUCUUAGCGAGAAGCGCGAAAAAGCUAGAAAGACUUCUCUAUCUAUUGCAUGUUUGUGACACAAGUGGUCCGAACUCUGGAUGUUCCAUAAAAGGGUAAAUGUCCUAGUUGUUGCUGCCUCCAAAGACUAACAAUUUACUGAAAUCAUAUACUCAAAAUAGAUUUUUUAAUUUGUCAAUUGUAGUUGAGUUUUUGACAUAUAAAUGGCAGUUGGGAGCAGGUUCAGGUUGAACUAUUUGACAAAUAUAUAUGUGGGGGUCUAAAACUGAGCAUCUUCCUUUACGCAAUGUUACUGUUCUAUCAUGAUGGUUAUGAAGGUACGCUUUAAAUUGAUGCAUAUCUUUAUAGUUUUUAAGCAGAUUACGCUUAUCUCUUAAUCUGUACUAUUUGGAUUGGCCAUGGUGUCAGCAGAUUCAUUCAAAAUGACAACAAAAAUAUUGCCAACUUUUUUCACUUUAGUGCGUGUUACUUUGUCAAUGGAAAUGUUUCUGGUUAGCUUAGACAGUAUGUAAUUUCAUUGAUGAACUUGUACAAGGUCUAUUGCUUGGUUGGUUUUUAUUUCAUCAUUGUAUUUGAGUAAUGACUGUUGCCCAUUCACAUAACAUGUCCCAGUUGAUCCUUGUUUAGCAAAUAUUAUCAUCACCAAUCCUAAAGGAUGUAGUCCCUGUUGAGAGAUCAGGUGGUGAAUUGCCGUGAACUGUGCACCAUUUUAGGGAUGUUGCAAUUGUCUCUACUAAGCUUUAUUUUUCAUUUUUUAAAAAGUGGACACUACUGCAUGAUCAUUAGAAUAAAGAGGAAAAAAUAUGCAAGCAUGGAAAAUGUGAGUUUUUGAAAAGAAAUCAUGUUUAUCAGUAGAUCCUUACACCAGCAGGUUGUAGGAUGAAAAAAUAAGAAAUUACUGCGAGCCCAACAACCCCAAAAAAGAAUUAGAAGCUGAGUCUCUUUUCCCUCGAAGAGGACAUCGAUUCCUUCAUGUUCAGAUAGCCCAGAGUGAGAUAAGUCACCAAAUCUGUUAAUCUAGCUUCCUUUUCCAAUUACGGUUCCAAAUCAGCCGAAACCCAAUUAAAGUUCUUGCAUGGUCCCUCAGAAUAACUAGCUUAAGGUUUAUCAGCUUCCAAAUCUCUUUGGAAAAGGGGUAUCCAAUGAACAAAUGCUCCAAAACUUUCUUCAUCCUCACUACAAGAACAUCAAGUCGUAAGGAUGGAUCGUGCCCAAAAACGGAACCAAAGUAUCUCAGCUAGGAGUCUCCCAUUCGAAAUCCUUAUUAAAAACUUUACUUUUAAAGGGGAUUGGAUGGUGGUCCAAAUCCAGGGAGCCAUAGGAUGUCUAAAGCCUCCAUCACAGAUGACACAUUGAAAAAGCACCUUCUUUCUCCCAUCUCCACCACUGCACGUCUACCAGCAAAGUCCACCCUAUCCCCUUUACAUGUUGAUUUCCCCAUCUUUUCGUCAAUGCUUGACACAUCAUUCAAGCACCCUUAUUGGCUGCUGAAUUCUAUACAGUGCUCCAACAGAUUCCUCUUUUCGUCCCUAUUAAUUGGGCCAUGACGGCUGCAACGUAGACAUCAUGCCUCCCUACCUCUCUGAAUGAUGGAAUCCCUGCCAAAAAAAGAUUAGUAUGGUCUACACUGCCUUCGUAAAGACAAUGAAAAUGUUUGAGAGAGGGUUUUGCUUGGGAACUCAAUGGCCAUGUGGUUGUAUACUGAUUUAUUUUAAUGUCUUGUUGCGUUCUUGUUGUCAUCCAAUUCAAAAAAUUGAUUAGUUCUCUUUGGAUUUUGAGCUGAAUCAUGUCGUUGGAAACUAUAGAUUCCAUGGAAUAGAUGCUUUUAAUUUUCCAUUAUUGGUGAUCUCCUUACAAGGUUCCUAAUUUCGGGGGAAGAGUCAAAAAGCUAUGAUUGAUCUUGAACCUAGAAGUUCAGUAGAGCGUAGAUUUCAAUAAAUAUUAUGAACACCGUUAUCAAAACCUCAUCCACGAGAGCGGUGCAUUUUCCCGAUGAAGAAAAUAUUUCAACUUUUAUCUCUUUCAUGGCUCAGAUUUGGGUUAUUUUAUUUCUAUCUUAAUCUUUCCGUGACAAAUUUGUGAGAAGAAAGUUUUAUUGUAUCGCAGGAGAGUCGUGGCUUUCCAGAUCCCUUUUUCUGGUUGAAGGAUAUUUGCUUCUAUGCAUUGAGAACCUUGUGGAGUUUGGCAAAUCCACAGACGAUUUUGCUGCACCAACCUCAUACUUUUCCCUUCAUUCUUGUUUCCCCAUUGAGAACAUAACGGAGAUGGUAAUUAUAUUCCUAUCUAUCUUGUUUAUUUUCUGUUCUAGUUGUAAUGUAAAAUUAUGCAAUUUUGUAGUGGUACCGCGAUUUAUUAUCUUCUGCUUGGUCAGCUGAAUAAUGGAUAUUAUGUCUAAUAUUUUCUGAUUACGGUUAUUUUGUGAAUAAAGCAGAACACCAGAUUGAGAUUAGAAAAUUUUAAUUAUUAUAUUACCCUUAUUUUUUAAAAAUUAUAGAAUACUUGUAAAAAAAAUUCGUCUUUCAUCUAUCAAGGACUGCAUUAAUAUCGUGUUAUAAAGGAGUCAAAGGAUCAUUCUUGUCUUUGUGAUAGCUUUAAUUGAGUCAAGAUCUCUUGCAACACAUGACUGGAGCCAAGAUUAAGUCUCAGAGGAACAGAGGGAGAGAGAGGAAGAAGGGGGAGAUGCACAUAAACCCUACGAUUUAUGGAUAGCGUAUGUUUCUCACGGCUGUACACCACACAGAGUAGGGUUCUUUAUUUCUUCCUCGAGGAGAUGCAGAGGACCAACUACCCAAGCAUAAAACAUUGAAUUCAUGAGUUUAAUAUUGCAAUAACCCAUAUAUAAUUCCAAAUCACAGCUGGAAUUUCUCCCUCAUUCCGGAUAUGGAUGCAUUGGUAUAUUUACUUCGCUCAAAGUGGAAUUUAAUUUAUCUCUGAUGAUAUAUCAGUAUAUUUCAAUGUGUUUGGAUAUUUUUAGUUGUUUAUCUUCACAAUGUAAUUUAAAUAUAAGUUUUUUUGUAGAAAAAAAAAAUGUCCUGAGUAGAUUUCUUUACGGUCUCUGUUCUAGCGACCAAGUUCUUACCUCCUGUAAAGGACCAAGUAUCAUCAGAACUUCUGCCACGUAGCUUGUGGGCCCCACCUUGAGGACCUCUCCAUGCAUAUCAUGUCAGCUAUGUUUCCCUACUGCCUCUGUUUCCUCCUCUAUUCUUCUUGUACUCGGCUUCUUGAGAGGGAGGGAGGCGGGGAGCACCCGUGUGCCCAGUUUAGUAUCGGUCACUGACGGUGAGCUGAGAACCAGCUAGACCAGCAAGGUGAGGAAGAACACUGAGGAUCAACCGUGAAAUGCAGAAGAGGAAACCACCUCAAGGGCAGAGAGCAAUUUGACCCAGUUGGUUCCUUGAUUUCCUGAAACCGUAUUUCCCAGCCCCAUCAUCAUUGAUAUAUAUAUAUAUAUAUAUAUAUAUAUAUAUAUAAAUAAAUCCCAUUUGGUAACACCUUGCUGAUGAUCUUGGUGUUCAUCGUCUCUGUCUGUUCAAUCGCCUGGCUUUGUGAUUUCUAUUUUCAGGUGAUUGAACCUAGGGAAACCAGAUGCUUGACCCUGGCUGUGAAGAACAGCACCAUCAGAGAAGGAAAGCGAGGGCCCUUGUCUGCUGAGGAGUCCCUUCAUCUUCCCCGGUGGCGGCUGAAGUGGUUCUCCGAGGAGGCAUUGCUGAGCUUCGUGGCCCUUCUCAAGGCCCUUCACGCGGAGCUCUCCACGGCUCCUCUGCGUGUGAUGUGUCGCACCUCUUGA
Molecule: messenger RNA, 10354 nt
Organism: Spirodela intermedia
Lineage: Eukaryota; Viridiplantae; Streptophyta; Magnoliopsida; Alismatales; Araceae
Source: the annotation of a GenBank genome assembly